AAAAAACAAAACAAAACAGAAACUCUAUCGUACUGUGCGUGGACGUGGUGGCUCUUCGCGACUGGAAUACUGCCGACCUGUACCUCCAGGGCGAGAGACACAUAUGGAGGGUGGCCUGAGUCUGCUUCGCAACGCCCGACCUUCCCUCCCCUCCGCUUCCUCCAAUAUUCAACCGAUACGGCAUCGUAUCAAGGCGGAAAUCCAAGAAAUCCGGGUUUGCACGAACCGGACAUGUCGCAGGCAAGGAUCCUUGCAGACCUUACAAACUCUCUCCGCUCUGGCUCCUCCCAACGUCUCCGUCAAUUCCUGCGGCUGCCUCGGCCGCUGUGGCACUGGCCCCAACCUCGCCGCCAUCCCGGAAGACGGCGGCGGGGUCAUUCUAGUCGGCCACUGUGGGACGCCGUCCCGAGCGGCCCAGGUAUUGGUGGGAUUAUUAUCUUUCGGUCUUGAUUCGGACGACGGUGAUGCCAAGACUAGCUUGGAAGCGCUUGCGCUGAGGAAGAGAGCAGAGAACGAGUCGGAUAUGGGAAAUUUGUCCCUGGCAGAGCAACUGCUCUCGCAGGCUAUACAAUUAAAACCGUUUGGUGGCAUCCAUGUUUUAUAUAAAGACAGGUCUAUUGCACGGUUGGCAUUGGGAAAUUAUUCUGGGGCUCUUGAAGAUGCCAGAGAAGCUUUGACACUUGCUCCACAGUACCCCGAGGCUUAUAUCUGCCAAGGUGAUGCUUUCUUGGCUAUGGACCAAUUUGAUUCAGCUGAGAAGUCAUAUUUAAUGUCUUUGCAGAUAGAUCCUUCACUUUGCCGUUCAAAAUCAUUUAAGGCUCGGAUUGCUAAGCUUGAGGAGAAACUUGCUGCUACUGAUAUGCCUUGAGAACUUUAAUGUGACUGAAGUCACUGUUGAAUCAAUGAAAAUAAUAACACACGGAAGUUAAGGUUCUGCUUUCCAGGAAGUUCUGAAAUUGUCUCAAUCCAAGACACUACCUAGCCUUUCUCAGCGAAGAUACAACUUCGAAUUAAAUAUGUUGGAGAUACUGUGAGUCCUGUGCAAGGAUCUGAGGAUGAUAAGAUUAACUUGUGUAAAAGGCUUAGUUAUGUAAUCUGGUAGACUUCAGUUUGAGGUGUUUUGAUGUACAUUAUGAUGCAGAGAUGAUGUUCACUAUUGACUUCAUAUCGUAAGAUGUUGAUGCAAAGACAAUUUUUUGUAAUUUGUUAUUGUGAAAAUUUUGGAGGAUGAGAAUUUGCAUUCUGGGUGAAGUUGUGAAUAUUCUCUUGCUAUGUAACAUCUUCCCAAUAAAAGUUGGGAAUGUUACUUAUCGA
Messenger RNA from Juglans microcarpa x Juglans regia, 1314 nucleotides. RefSeq lists its product as uncharacterized. The record is from RefSeq and is a predicted model, not a curated record. NCBI's taxonomy places the organism in Eukaryota, Viridiplantae, Streptophyta, Magnoliopsida, Fagales, Juglandaceae. Bases 104 to 868 code for a protein of 254 amino acids. The transcript is spliced from 7 exons. Gene Ontology annotation, molecular function: protein binding.